Molecule: messenger RNA, 362 nt
Organism: Striga hermonthica
Lineage: Eukaryota; Viridiplantae; Streptophyta; Magnoliopsida; Lamiales; Orobanchaceae
Source: the annotation of a GenBank genome assembly
CUGCCCCCGUUGCAAGAUGAUGGGCCUCCAAGUGAUUUUUAUGGUCGAUUUUCAAACACCGAUAGGAGAGGUGGUUCAAGAGACAGGAGAAGUUCUAGAAGUUCUCGAGAUUGGCUGAAAAAUGAUGAUGAUGAAGAGGGUAGAUUUAGAAGAGGUGGCAGCGGGGGCAGAACUGACAAUAAAUGGUCUAGGAACUCGAGAAGUAGUUCUGGCACUGAUUGGCUGUUUGGGGAUGAUAAACGAUCAAGCCGCUCCCCGUCUUAUGGCAGCCGCUCCCCGUCUUAUGGGAACCGAUCCUCGUCUUAUGGGAACCGAUCCUCGUCUUAUGGGAAUCGAUCCCCAUCUUCUGGUGGCAGAGAUAG